CAAUCCAACAUAAUGUGUGGCUCACACUUACAUACCAAAAACCAAAAACCAAAAACUUCUACUCAAAACUAGGCAAAUGCACAACAUAUACACAGAACAAUGAACAUAUAAUCCAUAAUCUCUACACAAAGCUUUACAAAAGCUUCACAGGUUGCCAAUGGCCACUUCUACUACAACGGUCAUCUCGCGCCUCACAGUUGUAUUACCCACCAAUUCUUCCACACGAAUUCCCAUCAAAACCUCUAACUUCCCUUCAUCAUCUAAACUAAAUGGCCAUUGCCCACCUCGAAUUUCCUCUCUUAAAACUAAUCGAAGGCUUAGACUUCUCUGUCAGGCUGCUAGUGCCCCUUCUAAAGACGCUGCCGCGCUUGAAUUAGCCGCUAAAGUGGGUCAAGAUCGUCUCUUAAAGGUCCCAGUUUCAAACAUCAGAAACUUCAGCAUCAUUGCACAUAUUGAUCAUGGCAAAUCAACUUUGGCCGACAAAUUGCUAGAGAUGACUGGUACCGUUCAAAAGCGUGAAAUGAAGGAGCAAUUUCUUGAUAACAUGGACUUGGAGAGAGAAAGAGGAAUCACUAUAAAACUGCAGGCAGCACGCAUGCGUUAUAUCCAUAAAAAUGAACCAUAUUGUCUAAAUCUUAUUGAUACACCUGGGCAUGUUGACUUCUCUUAUGAGGUUUCUCGCUCUCUUGCUGCAUGUGAAGGUGCUUUACUUGUUGUUGAUGCUUCACAGGGAGUGGAAGCUCAAACAUUAGCCAAUGUUUAUUUGGCACUGGAGAACAACUUAGAAGUGAUCCCUGUUCUCAACAAAAUAGAUUUGCCUGGUGCUGAUCCUGAUCGUGUUGCAAAGGAGAUUGAGGAGGUAAUCGGACUGGAUUGUAGCAAUGCAAUUCUCUGUUCUGCAAAGGAGGGCAUUGGCAUAAUUGAAAUUCUUGAUGCUAUUGUUGAAAAGAUUCCUCCACCUAGUGAUACUUCUUCAAAGGCCUUAAGGGCUCUAAUAUUUGAUAGCUACUACGAUCCAUAUAGGGGAGUGAUUGCAUAUUUCCGUGUAAUUGAUGGGACAUUAAAGAAGGGUGAUCGAAUUCAUUUCAUGGCUAGUGGAAAGGAUUACUUUGCUGAUGAAAUUGGAGUUCUUUCUCCUAAUCAGCUGCAAGUCGAUGAAUUAUAUGCUGGUGAGGUCGGUUAUCUCUCAGCCUCAAUAAGAUCAGUUGCUGAUGCUAGAGUUGGGGACACCAUUACGCAUCACGGAAAGAAGGCAGAGGAACCACUUCCAGGAUAUCAAGAGGCAACUCCUAUGGUCUUCUGUGGUUUAUUUCCAGUUGAUGCAGAUCAGUUUCCUGAAUUACGUGAUGCCUUGGAAAAGUUGCAGCUUAAUGACGCUGCCCUAAAGUUUGAACCAGAGACUUCAUCAGCAAUGGGUUUUGGGUUUAGAUGUGGAUUUUUGGGUCUGCUCCACAUGGAAAUUAUUCAGGAAAGACUAGAACGAGAGUACAAUUUGUCUCUAAUAACUACUGCCCCAAGUGUUGUAUAUCGAGUAAAUUGCUCAGAUGGUGAAAUGGUUGAAUGCUCAAAUCCUUCUUUACUUCCGGAACCUGGAAAAAGGAAGUCCAUUGAAGAGCCAUAUGUCAAGAUUGAAUUGCUUACGCCGAAGGACUAUAUUGGUUCAUUGAUGGAGUUGGCUCAAGAUAGAAGGGCCGUGUUUAAAGAAAUGAAAUUCAUCACUGAAAAUAGAGCAUCAUUAAGCUACGAAAUGCCAUUGGCAGAGAUGGUGGGUGACUUUUUUGAUCAGCUCAAGUCCAGGAGUAAGGGCUAUGGAAGCAUGGAGUACACCUUCUUCGAGUAUCGAGAAAGUGACUUAGUCAAGCUUGAUAUUCAAAUAAAUGGCGAUCGUGUGGAUCCAUUGUCUACUAUUGUCCACAAGGAUAAGGCAUAUGGUGUGGGGCGGGCCUUAACACAAAAGCUGAAGGAGCUUAUACCAAGGCAGAUGUUUAAAGUGCCUAUUCAGGCAUGCAUCGGCUCAAAAGUUAUCGCAAGUGAAGCAAUUUCUGCUAUCAGGAAGGAUGUUCUAGCAAAGUGUUAUGGUGGGGACAUAUCCAGGAAAAAGAAAUUGCUUAAAAAACAGGCUGAAGGUAAAAAGAGAAUGAAGGCAAUUGGUAAAGUGGAUGUACCACAAGAAGCAUUCAUGGCCGUGUUGAAGCUUGAAAAGGAGGUAGUAUGAACCAGAUUGUAUAGAAUUUUUGAUUUUGAAAUCCAUUUUCUUUUUGUAGAUUUAAUUGUUUGUACUAUAAAACAUGUAAUUCUAGUUAGGUUUUUGUCAAGCUUAAUAUAAUUCCCUUCCUUGUAAUCAAAUAACAAAACCAAGUUUACUCAAGAAAAAAGCUUCAACUUCUA
Amaranthus tricolor (Joseph's coat) is the source of this 2388-nucleotide messenger RNA. RefSeq names its product translation factor GUF1 homolog, chloroplastic. The transcript is spliced from 22 exons. The record is from RefSeq and is a predicted model, not a curated record. Gene Ontology annotation, biological process: positive regulation of translation. Lineage: Eukaryota; Viridiplantae; Streptophyta; Magnoliopsida; Caryophyllales; Amaranthaceae. Bases 158 to 2215 code for a protein of 685 amino acids. Gene Ontology annotation, molecular function: ribosome binding; GTPase activity; GTP binding.